Trichoderma asperellum CBS 433.97 is the source of this 630-nucleotide messenger RNA. RefSeq lists its product as uncharacterized. The record is from RefSeq and is a predicted model, not a curated record. Gene Ontology annotation, cellular component: nuclear pore; nuclear pore central transport channel. Gene Ontology annotation, biological process: RNA export from nucleus; protein import into nucleus. Gene Ontology annotation, molecular function: structural constituent of nuclear pore; phospholipid binding. Lineage: Eukaryota; Fungi; Ascomycota; Sordariomycetes; Hypocreales; Hypocreaceae.
AUGGAGGAUAUUGUCACUCGAUGGGCCUCGGAUCUAUCAAAAUACCAAAAGGAGUUCAAGGACCAAGCCACUAUCGUGUCCAACUGGGACAGAAAUUUGGUGGACAAUGGUGAAAAGAUCCAGAAACUGUAUCUAGAUACCUUUGAAGCGGAGCGAGCCAGCCAUGAGAUUGAGCGCCAACUUGCUGCUGUGGAGAGCCAGCAGGAGGAGCUGGAGGCCUGGCUGAACCGAUACGAAUCAGAGGUUCAGGACAUGUUUUCUAAGCAGAUGGGUCCUGGUGAACAGCUUGGAGGGCCAGACCAGGAACGUGAGCGCACCUAUAAGCUAGCGGAGAAGCUCACACAGCAACUUGAUGAAAAGUCACGAGACCUAUCCAAGAUGGUCAAGGAGAUUAACGAAAUUUCUGGAACACUGAGCAAGGGAGCUAAGGCUGAGGACCCACUGAGCCAGGUUGUUCGUGUGCUAAACAGCCAUCUUACCCAACUGCAAUGGAUCGACGCCAAUGCCUCGGCUCUGCAAGCCAAGGUCACGGCUGCGCAAAAGUCCAGCAGCAACUUGGGCAGUCAUUACGGUAGCGGAGAGAGCGACGUGGCGGAAAGCUUCUACAGGUCUUACAUGGGACGGAGGUGA